AUGUAAUAACAUUAGGAAUUAAGUUUUGGAUAAGUAUUGUCUAUUGAGAUUGCAAAGAUUGGAAAUUACAAGAAUAUGUUUGGAACAAAAGCUUUGACUUUAGUACUAAUACACUUUAUAUCAUUGAUGAGUUUUAAUUUGAAAUUUGAAAAAAACUAAGGAUAUGAAUAUUUUACUCAUGUAAAACUAAUUACUAUUGUAGUUUUUAAGUGUAUUUACAAGACCUCCAGAUAUAUUAUUCAUACCAAUUAGCAUUUUGGUUUUGAUAUUAUACAUAUUUUUAUAUGGUUGUCUAUUGUUGAUGUCAUACUUGCAAUAUGAGAAUUAGAACAAGAUAACGAUGUCGAAGAAUAAAUUCAAGAGAUUACAUAUGAUGUUGUCGUUAGGGAUUGAGAGUGCAGUGUGGCUUAGUUGUCCAAUAGUAGACACUUGAUUAAAUUCUAGUUAUCUAUCAACUUGGGGUUGUUCAAUAAACAAAGUAGUGCCUGGAGUGCAAUGCCAAUCGUAAACAUAUUUCUGCACUCUAUCAUUGUGUUAAGUUACUUCUACUUCUAUCGCAGUUAUCAAUUCAAUUAAUUAGGAUUGUAUAGAACAUUCAAUCUAGCAUCUUAUUGUUAUUAUCUGAUUGUGAUAUUUAUAGUAGCAAUAGAUUGGAAUACAGAUUUAUAGAUUCAGCCAUAUAUAUUUUGGUUACUAAGUAUAUUCAAAUUGAUAGACAUAAUAUUGUUUUUGCCAUAUAAGAUGACAUUUGAAAACAAAGUAUAUAUGUUUGGAUGUACUGGAUUAUUUAUAGUAUCUUUAUUGGGUUCUUUAUCAUAAAUUACAUCUUCUAUAAAUGGGGACAAUAUAUUUGAGAUUUUCUUAUUAGCAUUUCCAAUAUUCUUUUAUUUAUUUAGAUAGUUAUAAAGUUGGAAAUGGUAGGAUUUGAUAUUGUAUAUGAGAAGUGGUUCAAUGAAAUAGAUGGAUAUAAAGAAAUUGUGUUCAUCAUUGGAAGCACUUGUAUGGUAUAUAGAAUAGGCUAGAAUGGAUUCAUAUAUAUUUAUGUUAUCACUUUUUGUAUUAAAAUAUCAUACUGAAAAUUGUAAUGAUCCUAAUUGUGAAUGCAAAGAAGAUUUAUCUAAAUCAAAUACUUAAAAUGGAGAAAGUAUGACUCAUAGAUCAUCAUUUUAAUCUAGAACAGCUUUAUUGAGUAAUGGAGAUAAAAAUAGUAAUCCAUAAAACAUAUCUUAAAAUUUGGAUGUCAGUUAAUUUCAAAAAACUAUUAAAGAUGGAAGUCGUAAGAAUGAUUCAUUUGUUGGUGGUAUAUAACCAUAAUAUGAAUAAUAAACAAUAAGGGCAACAAAAGCUAUUGUAUAUUAACCAAUGAAAUUCAUUUAAAAUAAUAUAAUAAAUGAAGAUCUUAUAUCAUAAUAUGUGAAAAGAUAAUUUCAUUAAACAAUUUAAUAAUUAUCAUUUUCAUUACAUUUAGAUGAAGUUGAAUAUUUAUCAUUGAAAUAUAUUUCUUUUAUGUUCUCUUUCAAAUAGAAUAGUCUUUCAUCACUUACAAAACUCAAAUAAAUAUAAAGUAGAACUGUUUAAUUUUCAUAUUUUUUUCGAAAUGUUACAAAAGUAACAGAAUCAUAAUUUAUUGAUGCUCUUAAAUUAAAACAUUUUGAAGAUAAAAAUUCUUAUGAUGAUGUAGUAAAAAUGAAUGUAACUGAAAUAUGGAGAUUAGAAAUGGUUAAAGAUGAUAUUGUUAAAAGUAUUGUAUCUGUUUUAAGAAAAAAGAUAACAUUAUGGGAAAAUUUGUGUUCUGGUGAUAUUCAAAAUAUGAAUAGAUUUUUAGAAGAUAUUAUUAAAAUAUCACUUUAAAUAGAAUAAAGUAGAAAUAAAAUUGAUUUGAUACUUAGUGAUUUUACAAAUCAAGUUCAAAGAAAUUAUAGUUAUUAUUUAAAAUAUCAAUGUUUUAGAUCACUCUUUUUUGAUUCAGAUUAUAAAUAAGCAGUCAUAUAUUAAAGGAAAGUAGAAGAUUCAUGGUAAUUAAGUAGAGCUGCUCAAAAAUAAGGAUAGAUUGGUAAUUUUUAAUGGCUUUCUGGAGAUUUAGUAACAUUAGAAGUCAGUGCUGGAGUUUAAAGUGGUUAAAUUAUUAAAGGUGUAUCUAAUCGAUUAGUUGAUAUGUUAGGAUAUUCUAAUUAUGAAGACAUGAUAUAAAAUCUACGUAUUAGAGGACUACAAUCAUCUCAUUAAAAUUAGAAUUCAGAUAAAUUAUAAAUUUCUAGUAUUAUGCCACCAUAUUUAACUGCUUCUCAUAAUUAUUUUAUUUCUAGAUUUAUUCAUAGAGGUUAUACAUAUUAUUAUGAUAAACCAAUUACUUCUUAUGCAUGUGAUUCUUAAGGUUUUGUAUUUCCAGUUAAUAUCAAUUUAUCAUUUAAUUUUUAAAAUCUAUCUGAUUUUACACUCUUAGGAUCUAUUUUGAAAAUUAAAGAUGAUGAUGAAUAUCUUAUAUUUGAUGAAUGGGGACGUAUAUUAGGUGUAUCUAUGCAUACAUUUGAUAAAUUGAUAUUAAAAGGAGCAUUAGAUGAAUUUGGUAUUGUAUAAUAUAAAUCUGUUAAUUAAAAAUUUGAAAAACUUGGAAAUCUUAAAAAUGCAUUACUUAAUAAAAUAGCUAGAGAUGAUAAUGCUAAAUUAUUUAAAAAAACUAUCACUAUGCAUUAAAAAUAAAGUACAACUAAAAGUCAAAUAAAAAGAACAUAUUAAAAACCAUCUGAUAUUUUAUUAUAAUUUGGAAGUAUUUAACAUUUUUUGCCAUAAGUAGGAAAAUCUAUUACAGAAUUAUUGGCUAAAGAUAUCUUUAAAAAAUUAUAAAGAGAAUCUUAAGAAUAAUUUAAUAAAUUGACAGAUAAUUAGAAAGCUUAAGAAAACUAAUAAUAAAAUAAUAAUAGAUUAUUUGAAAAAUAAGCCAGCAACAUUUUUUAAAGAUAAAUUAGUUAAUUUAUUGAUAAAUAAUAGAGUUUAAAUUAAGGAGGAUUGUCAAGUGCUAUGUUAGAUAAAGAUCAAUAUAGAAAUUUCAUAAUGAAUAAUUUUAUUGAUGAUAAAGGAUUGAUGAAAAAGAAUACAUCAUUAUUAUAGGAUGAAAGAUUGGUACUUUAUGUUCCUAGAAAUUAUAAUGAAUUAAUUGAAUAUUUUAAUGAUGCAGGUGAAAGAUUUAUGGAAAGUAAAAAUGAUUUGGAAACUAAAUCUAUACGUAGAUAAUAAAUGUAGAAUAAAUAUUCAUAUAUUAAAUAACAAUAGAAUUGUUAUCAUUUAUUUGAUGCUGAAUUCUAAGAUUUUAUUGAUAAUAAAGUAAGAAAAUAUUAUUCUAAAGCUUUAUUAAAAGAAGCAUUAGAUUCUCAUGAUGCUAAAUUACUUUAAUAAGUAAGGUACAAGUGUGUUUCAUCAAUUGAUGUAGGUGUUGGAGGAGUAAGUGACAAAGAUUAAUUCUUAUAUUUUGUUUGUAAAUUAUCUUCAUUGAAUCUAUAAACAGCCAAAAGAAAGGAUGUAUUAAAAAUACAUAUGAAGAAAGAAAAAAAUCAAUAAUUUGAUGGAGGAGAAGAAUUAAGAAAAAGUUUGAUUUAAUAGGUAUCCUCUAUGGAUUCAUUUGAUAAAGAAAAACCAAGAAAAUCAUUACCUUAUUAAUAAUAAGAGAGUUUUGGUCCUCCUUAAUAAUAAAUUAAAUAUAAAGGAGAAAUUGAUUAACCAAUUAUAGUAACAUUGGCCAUUCCAGAUAGCAGAACAUAUUUAUCUUCACUUGAUAGAGAUGAUGGACCAAAUAUGAAAGUUAAAUUUGAAGCUCAAAAUUAAAAAUUAAAUGACUCUUCUUUUGAUAUUGAUAAUUCAAUGAAAGAAAGUUUUAUUCCUAAUAGUGGCAAUCAUUCUAUGACUUAAUCAUUAAAUUUAAAUGUCCCAUAAUUAAUGAGAUAAAAUUCAAUUGAAAAAAUUAAAUAAUCUUAAAAUCAAAAUAAAGAAUAUCUAAAAGAACAAUCUAGUAGUCUUUCAGAAAAAAAAGAAGAACCUCCUAAAAAAAAACUUAAGUUAUCUUUUUUAAAAAAAAUGGAAAAGGCUCUUGUUCCAAAAGAUCCUCCAUCUGAAACACCUACAACACCAAAUGGUCCUUCUUUUUUAUUAACUUAAUAAAAGUAAUAAUAAUAAUAAUAAUAAUAAUAAUAAUAACCUAAAGAAAUAUAACAACCUACAGAAUUACAAUAACCAGAGAAAUAACCUUCCUCAUUUUCUGUACCAGAAGAAAAAAAGAAUUCAUUGUUUAAUCCUUUGGGGUUGUUUGCUAAAUUAUUUGGAAGAUUAAAUCUUAGAAGAGUAUCAAAUCUUGAAAUAAAAAAUGAUCAAUUUGAAUCAUAAGAACAAGGUUUCAGAGAAAAUUCUGAAAAUUCAGAAAAAGGAGAUAUGAAAAGAAGUGGACAUAGUACUCCUUCAGGAACUAAUUCAAUGUCUAGUAAUAAUAUAACAAGUUAAGGAGAUUAAUAAGAAGAUGAUGGAGAAUUAAAUAAUGAUGAUGAAUUAGUUAAUAUAUUUGAAGUAAUGAGUUAAGCAUCUAAUCAUUAAUCUAUAAAAUCUAUAUCAGCAAUUUCAAUGGCUACUAAUAUAUCAUUAAGAUGUCUAAAAUAUUUACCAAGAUAAGCUAAAUCAUUAUAAAUUUUUAAGAUAAUUUUAAUAAUCUUAAAUAUUUCAUGUAUUACUAGUUUGUUGUUAACAACAUAAAAUUAUUUUGAUAAUUUAAGUGUGGAUAGUCUUAGUUUAAGGAUUAAUAAUUAAUAUCGUUAUUCUGCUAUAAUACUUUAAUCAUCAAAUUAAAUUGAUUAAUAAUAAAUAAUUAAUUUUGAUCAAAUUCCUAAUAUUACUUUAAUGAAUCAAAUAAUUUCUUAUUGUUAUAAUCUUAGUAUAAAUAUUAGUCAAUCUUAUUUUGAUGUUAUUGAUUCUAUAUAAAAUGCUGUUUAAUUUCCAUUACCAUAAUUAGAUGUAUUAUAAAUUCCAGAUGAUUAUUACAUAGUUUCACUUUAAGAGUUUUUAACUCAAUAGAAAAUUGAAAUUGAUUCUAUUGAAUUCAUCCAAAAUUACAAUAGGAGUGAUGCUUCAUUCCAAUAAUUGUAUAAUAAUUCUAUAGAUUAUUUACUAAAUAGAUUAGUCUUCACUUAAUCAUAAAUCAAUAAUAUGAGUUAACAAUUAAGAACAAGUAAAAAUAAUAAUGUUCUAAACAAAGCUCUAAUUGUAACAUAUCUAAUGGUUAGCUUUGGUGGUUUACAUUUAAUUGUAAUUCUUUUGAUUGUUCCUUUUAUUAGAUAAAUUAAUAAUAUAUAUUUCCGUGUACUCUGUAUUGUAAGUAGAGUGACAUAAGAAGAAGCUGAAGAUGAAAUUAAAAAAUUAACACUUUCUUAACAUUUACUUGAAACUUAAGAUGAUUCAUGGGUUACUUAAAAUCAAAUUAAACUUAUUUUUUAUAAUAAAAGCAAGGAAAUUGAUUUAAAUGAAAAAUAUACUAAAAAUGGUAAUAUCAAAGCAAAAGGAAAAGAAAGUUCAUAUUUUUAUUCAAAAUUAAGUGAUACUACUUUAAGUAUAUGGAAAGAUAUGGGAUUAUACAUAAUGAUAUCAUCUAUUUCUAUAGGUUAUUUAAUUUUUUCUAUUGUUAUUAUACAAACUUAAAUUAAUACAUUUACUCCUUUUAUUGAUAAUUUUGAUGAAACUGUUAGUACAAGUGUUUAUACUACUAGUUUAAUUUCAAAAUUAUCAAUUACUCCUUAAAGAUAUUUAAAUUUAUAAUAAACCAGUAUACCUACACAAUUUACUUUAUUGAAUUUCUAAUAAAAUUAAUAGAUUUCCUAUUUCUUAUAAACAAUAUCUUCAGAUACUAAUAAAAUCAAAUCUUUUAUUACUGAUAUGUCAAAGUUUUUAGAAUAAUUAAAUUUAGAUUAUGGAUAUGAUUCUAAUUCAUCAAAGAUUUUAAUAAAUUCUGAGAAAUAUUAAUCAAGAUUACCAUAUAUUUAACAAUUAAGUGUAUUAAGUGAAAUAAAUCAUUUACUAAAAGACAAUUUAUGUUAUUAUUCUUAAGAAACACUUUGUUAAUAAUAAUUAUAAUUUGAUUAUUUUGAUACUGGCUUAAUGGGUGCAUUAGAUAUCCUAUAGAAGAUGUAAUUUAGUUAUUAAUCAUUUUUAAAUGAGUAUCAUUAAAUACAAUAUUCAGAUUAAUAGAAUAAUACAAAUUUAAUUAAUGCUUAUUAUAAUUCUUAAGAUUAUAAAUUUUUAGUUAUGUAUGGAUAAGAAUUAAUAUUUAAGACAUUUAAUAGAUUACUAUUAUUAUUGGAAACUUUCUUGAUAGAUGAAAAAGAAUCAAAAAAUUAAUUAAUUUAGAAUUUAUUUAUUGGCAUAGGUAUACCAAUUAUGAUUAUGACAAUACUUUUGGCUGUUUUAGAAAUGAAUUUACUGAAGUAAAAAGUGAGGAGAGUUAUGUUAUCUCUUACAUUCCUGCCUACAUUUAAGUUUUAAGAUAAGAUUGUUCUUUCCCUCAUUAAGGCUAUUCUCAAAAUUUGA
Paramecium primaurelia is the source of this 6558-nucleotide messenger RNA. The record is from the annotation of a GenBank genome assembly. Lineage: Eukaryota; Ciliophora; Oligohymenophorea; Peniculida; Parameciidae.